AUGGACGCCUCGCUGGCGAGGCGGGUGUGGGACGUGAUCUGCGCCGCCUGCGGCAUGAUCAGGAAAGGCUUCCGCAAGCACAGGCUGUUAAUGGAGGUCCACCUCCUCCUCAAGCGCGGGAAGCUGGCCGGAAAAGCCAUCACAGAGUUAUUGCUCCACCACCACCGCCGCCCUGACUCGGGAAGAUUUCCGGUGGAUCCACCGAGUUUAUCCUUCCACCGCCGCGACUACGUGGAGUUCAGCUGCAGCAGCACCCCCUCCCCUGUUUCUUUCUUCCUCUCCAAGUUUCUCCCCGGAAGGCGGAGAGGAGACCGGACCGCCGCUGCUUCGGCGGAGGCGUUGCCCUUGGAGUUCGAGACGUUGGCGAGCGCGGCGGAGUCGCCGGCGACUCUGUUCUGGCAGAGCCCGGUGGCGGGGAGGCUGAGCCCGGAGGCUGUGGACCUUCAGGCGGAGGCCUUCAUCAAGGGGUUCUAUGAGCAGCUGCGCAUGCAGCAGAGCUUGCCUGCGACGCCGGAGUGCCGCGACAGGGGAGCCGCCUGA
Zingiber officinale is the source of this 540-nucleotide messenger RNA. RefSeq lists its product as uncharacterized. The transcript has a single exon. Lineage: Eukaryota; Viridiplantae; Streptophyta; Magnoliopsida; Zingiberales; Zingiberaceae. The coding region runs from base 1 to 540 and encodes 179 amino acids. The record is from RefSeq and is a predicted model, not a curated record.